This is a messenger RNA of Lethenteron reissneri (Far Eastern brook lamprey), 1340 nucleotides long. RefSeq lists its product as uncharacterized. The record is from RefSeq and is a predicted model, not a curated record. NCBI's taxonomy places the organism in Eukaryota, Metazoa, Chordata, Hyperoartia, Petromyzontiformes, Petromyzontidae.
AGAGACCCGGACCGUGUGAGAGACGCCGCGAGUUCUGUGCACCCUGCACUUGUGCCGCUGGAGCCACGCUGCGAGCUGCGUGCUGAGGAGCGCCUCUCUGCACGAAGCCUCCUGGAGCCUCUCCCGGAGCAGUCACCAUGGAGGCUCAUGGGCUGCGCAGUACCUCACGCACCCUCGUGGCGCUGCUCGUGACGAGCUACGCGUUCCUCACGUCUGGGCCCACGGAGGAGAAGAAUUUCUCCCCGAACUGGCUGGUUAACCUGGGGGGAGCCUGGGAGGUCCAACCGCCACAGGCCGGGCAGCCUCUACCUCUCGCCAAAGCGACCGUGGCUGUCCACAUCAGCGACCGGCUCGCAGAUCACGAAGCCAAGAGGGAGCCUCGAGUCGCUUCCUCUCCCAGCCAUGGCGUGGAGGUUCCCCAAGGAGGAGGAGGAGAAGACGACGACCCAGCUCCCUUAGGGUGGAAGACCUUCAUGGAGAUACUGCACAGCAGGCCGGUGGCCAUCGCCUGCGAGGUGGCGAGUACAGGGAUCGCCCUCCUCAGCCUCGGAGUGUGGCUGAAGAAUGCAGUGUGGCGUCCGCGUCCUCCUGCCAUGCCAGCGAUGGCCGUCCACACCACCAACCUCCCGAAACAAAAGGCUCGGUCGAACUUGGCCGAAAUGGUACCUCAAGCAGCUUCUUCUUUAGGCUGUUGGAUGACGGUUCCGCAAGAUGGAGAAUACCCGUCUCCCUCAAGGUGGACGACCUUGAUGAAGAUGCUGCACAGUGGGCCGGUGGCCAUCACUUACCACGUGGAGAGCACGGGGAUCACCAUUACCAGCCUAAGAGUCUGGCGGAAGAAUCAACUGAAGUCAUCGCAACGUGGACGAGUUUACCGAAGCCGCCACAUGAGAGGAUCCAUGUGGAAAUUGGCUCGGGGCAAGCGCCACCCCAUGAAAAUCAAGAGGACCCACAGAUCCCUCAAGACUCAGCUGGAUGGCUGCUCCAUGAUGAAUAGCUCACCAACACUUAACAGCGCACCCACCAACAGCACCACUCCUACCAACACCAGCACUCCUACCAACAGCACCACUCCUACCAACACCACCAUGACAAACCCCACCCCGACCAACAUUGCUAUCUCGACUAACACCAUCACACUUUCAAAUACCACCACCUCUACCAAUACUAUCCUGACUAACACCACCACCUCUUCCACCCCUACAAACCGUACCAACAACAUCUUCUCCACCUUCACCACCACCAGGACCGACACCAUUACCCCAGCUGAGCGUGAGUGGUCCCCGGCCUCCUUCUACCUGCAGCCCGACGAAGCGCUUGGAAAUUUCCUACCCACGUGA